UAUUCGUAGAUAAUUAUGCCAAGUGUGUGAGAGUGUUCGGAAGUUAUUUAUACUGACAGCGAGAGCGGGAUCUCUCAAAUUUCACUUGGCACUCAAGAUGCUGGUAGUUUUAUGCUGAAAUUAAAUAUUUCAGAUUUUACCUGAGUUUAUAAAACAUUUCUGAGGAGAAGUUUGGAAUAUUGUAUGCAGUAUGCAGUCAUGAAGCGCGAACAUAAACAUAUUUUGGAAACGUAUCGAUGCUUAUGUGAUAUGUUAUGCUAAGUUACGGAUUUACUUUUCAUUGCAAUAAAUACAUAGAAAUGCUACGAAAUGCUAGAAAAUUGGGACAGUGUAAAUAGGAAAAUAACUAUGCAAUAAUGAUUAGAAAUACUUUGUUUAACGUUGUAUUCCUGUGUCAACGUUGUGUAAUUGUAACGACGUUAUCAGCGGCGAACACAUUUGCUAGAUGUGUUGUUUGAAUGUUGGCAUACAUUCACAAUGUGUUCAUUAACUAUAGAGCGUCUACCUUGGUUUUUACUCUGCUUAAACUGUGCGCUAGUGGCUAACAUAUUACCGGAAGUGACGAUACGCGAAUAUGUGAUCACAUCUAAAGUUGUCUUCCGGUAUGCAAAUGUGGUGGUCAAAAGCCAUGUUGUCAAUUCGAGAUCAUAUGAUCAGGAAGUGAUAUUUGAGGUCAAACUUCCAAAAGAAGCAUUCAUAACAAGUUUUCUAUAUGAAACAAACAAUAAAAUCUCAAAAGCUGUGAUAAAAGAGAAAGCAGUAGCCGAAAUAUAUUACAGACGAAAAAAAAGUAACGCGCGAACCGGCCAAAUCACGUAUUAUGACAUCAUAGAUGACGUGGAUAUCGAUGUUUUCAAAGUAUCAGUUAACGUUGCUGCUAAUUCUGAAAUCAAAUUUCGGUUGGAAUAUGAAGAACUUUUGCACAAACACGCAGGGAAACAUGUACAGCGGCUAUUUGUCGAUUCAGGACAGUUGAUAGAGAAGUUAGAGUUGAGAUGCGAAUUAAAAGACAAACAGAAGUUUAAAAUGCUGACCUACAAAACGCCAUUUUACACAGAAAGAGUGCAUGUUGUUUAUAACAAGGGUAAUUUGGACAAAGACGGCUUUUAUUACAAUGAAAUAGAAUGGAAACCUAGCACGAGAGAACAAGAAAAUGCCAAUAGAAAGUUGGGUUUACCAUUUGAAAUUGAAUAUGAAUUAGAAGACAAUAAAAAUGGCGGUAUUUUAAUCGAAAACGAGCUCGGUCAGUUUGUACAUAUGUUUUCAGCGCCUUGUGAGGAAAGAAAAAUUAUGAUGAAACAAAUUGUUUUUGUAAUUGAUAUAAGUGGUUCAAUGGAUGGUAACCCAAUAGAACAGGUUAAAGAAGCAAUGGAUACUAUCCUUUCGCGCCUGCGCAGUCACGAUUUCUUUAAUAUCAUCUUAUUUGACGAUGAUGCAAUCAUGUGGAAAUCCACAUUCCAACAGGCAACCUCGCUCAACGUUUUCGCGGCGAAGGUAUUUAUACAGAGGAGUGUAAAAGCAGACGGCAGGACGAAUAUAAACGAGGCUUUGCAACUGGCAGUUGACAUGUUUGAUAAAGAGUUACCGUCACGUGUCAGCGGAAAUCUUGGAAAAAUAAUAGUUUUUUUGACAGACGGGUCUCCGACUUACGGAGAAAUGGAUACAAAAGCUAUUCGAAGAAAUGUGCGGGCGAGGAAUUUCUUACAUGGUAAUAUAUGUUGUAAAUCCAGCAUUAACACGAUUGCGUUUGGAAGGUAUGCUGACAUGGACUUUUUACGAAUAAUUGCAUACGAGCAUGGAGGCCUGUUAACCGUUGUCAAAGAAACGGAAAGCAACGUAGCAGGCGAACUUGUCAAAAUAUAUAAAGACAUUGAAAAUCCGUUUUACAAAAAUUUAGAGUUUACAUACAGCGUUAGUAAUAUUUUAAUACCCGAGGAAAACGUUUCUCAAAUAAAAUUCUUACAAUAUGACUGUGGCAGUGAACUAAUUGUGAGCGGAUGGACACAUCCACAUGUUUCCGUUUACCCCAAAGUGAAAGCCGAAAGCAUACAGAACGAUAUAGAAUUUGACUCAGUUCCGAUUGUUACAGUCUCGCAAGAGAAUUCUAGAAUAUUAUCACGCCUUGUUGCGUACAAAAGGAUAAAGCGGUUAUUGAAAGAAGCAGAAAGUACUUUUUAUCCGAACACUAGUAAAGUUUUAAACAAAAUGGCACUGGGUUUAUCUUUGGAGAAUGACUUUGUGACUAAUUUGACAACGCUUUUCUUUAAAGAUUAUUCGACAGUUUCAGGAGAUGUAAACGUUGGGUAUUCUAGGGAUUGUUCGUUUAGAGCGACAAUGUCAAAUAUUUGUGCAUUUAUUGGUUUGAGUUUGCAAUUAUUUAGCUUAAGAUACGUUACACUAGUCUAAGUUGUGUGUAUGUGUUAAUUGCGUGUAUCACAUGACCUUUUGUGAUUUGAAUGGAGCAAAUAACGGUCAAUGAACCAUUUUCUUUCAUAACUUAUAUUUUUUUCAUUAAAUGGAGUGAAAUAAAGAGCCCACUCAUUCUAGUUAGAAGAAACCACUACUGCAGUACAUACUAUAUACUUCUUUGUGUGUCUGAGCAAACAGAUGUACAUACAGUUUCAUUUUACGAAAAACGAACAUAAAACAUUACGUAUAUGUAUGAAUCAGCGGACUUCUACACAUAAGCCCAUACUUAUACUGUUAUAAAAUAGAGUCUACUAUACCUCGAUGGCAUUCUACAUGUAUUCCCAUCGGAGCCAACGCAGGUCACACUGGUAUAGACACCGCGAUUUAUAUACUUAGUUGUAAACUGUUAAAUUUACCUUUAACUUGUAUUGUUACUGAGUUUUGUUACGUAAACAAGAACUGUAUCUGGGUGUACUUGGAAAAAAUCAGGCCUAUUUCCGACAUCAGAAGCAGAGGAGGUUACUCCACUCUGAUAUAAUUAUGUCUUACUAAUCUCUCCAGUUGUAAAAUAACAUUUGUUUAUUAACAAAAUCUCACAUUAUCACCGCAGAUUUAUAAAUUAAAGUAACUAUAAAACGCAAAAGUGACUGGAUAAAAUCACUACAUCAAUAUGAUGCUUUGGAUGUAAAUCGUUUGUCUUAAAAGUGGAUUGGUCUGCAAUGGACACAUUGAAGUAUUUUAAAUAUUGAUAAAAACAAUAGAAAUGUAUCAUUUGGAUAUACUCUUGAAAUAUUUAAGAAAAAUAAAAUACCAGUAGAGUUUAAAACAUAUAUGAAUAAUAAUAUAAAUAAUAUUUUUGUUC
Ruditapes philippinarum (Manila clam) is the source of this 3271-nucleotide messenger RNA. Its product is annotated as inter-alpha-trypsin inhibitor heavy chain H3-like. Bases 478 to 2406 code for a protein of 642 amino acids. The record is from RefSeq and is a predicted model, not a curated record. The transcript has a single exon. NCBI's taxonomy places the organism in Eukaryota, Metazoa, Mollusca, Bivalvia, Venerida, Veneridae.